This is a messenger RNA of Stylonychia lemnae, 750 nucleotides long. Lineage: Eukaryota; Ciliophora; Spirotrichea; Sporadotrichida; Oxytrichidae. The record is from the annotation of a GenBank genome assembly.
AUGGAAUCUACAAAUGAGUAAAGAGAGUGUUUUGUUUUAUGGGUGAGACAUGGUGAAAGGGCUGAUAAUCUCUACAUCUAGAAUUUAUUUUGCAGACAAAAUACGGGAAUAGAAUAUAAAUUUGAUCCACCACUUACAUAAAAAGGAAAAUAAUAGGCUUAAUUUGCAGGUUAGAGAAUAAAAGAAUAUAUCAGGGAUGGUGGAUAUUAAGAGGCAAAGGCUAAGAUUAUAUCAUCUCCAAUGCUUCGAACAUUGUAAACAGCAGCUUAUUUAGCAAAUGGACUCUUUGAAAAUAAUACUUCUGAGAUUAUUACUAACUCAUAAUUAUGUGUGAAAUUAAAACCAGGUCUUAAGUAAGAUCCCUUAAAAAAGGGAACAUAUAAGUAAAAAGAAUAGGAGUUGAUAUCUAAAUAUUUAGAUGGGAUGAUAAAAAAUAUACAAUAAGAUGAACUUAUGAAUUUAUCAAAUCCCUCAUUUCCUGAAGAUAAUGAGGUUUUUAAUGAUCGAUAUCUUAAGGGUUUCAAAGAAAUUAUAAACAACCAUUUUAUUUUAGAUGCUGAGUAAAGUAAAAAGUAAGUACUAAUUCUAGUAUCUCAUCAUAAGGCCAUAAAUCUUUUACUCAAAAUGUAUAAUAAAAAGUUGAGAUACAAUGGGCCAAGUUAUUGUGCAACUCUCGGAUUUAGAGUAGUACCUGAUGAAAAUAGCAAGGAUGGAUUUAAGAUUACUCAUACUAAAGUAUUUUAUAAGUGA